AUGUACCUGAUCACUGUAUUUGGAAACCUGCUCAUCAUCCUGGCUGUAAGCCUAGACUCCCAUCUCCACACGCCCAUGUACUUCUUCCUCUCCAACUUGUCCUUUGUGGAUAUCAGCUUCACCUCCACCACCAUCCCAAAGAUGCUGAUGAAUAUACAGACAGAGAACAAAAUUAUAACCUACAAAUGUUGCAUCACCCAGAUGUACUUUUUCAUGCUCUUUGCAGGGUUGGAUGACUUUCUCCUGACCAUGAUGGCCUAUGACCACUUUGUGGCUAUCUGCUACCCCCUACACUACACAGUCAUCAUGAAACCCUGGCUCUGUGGACUGCUGGUUCUGGUGUCCUGGAUGAUAAUUGUGUCCUUAUUUUAUUGUACAGUCUUAGGUGUGUACCUUAGCUCUGCUGGUACCCACAGCUCACACUCAGGUGCAGUAGCCUCGGUGAUGUACACCGUGGUCACACCCAUGCUGAACCCCUUCAUCUACAGCCUGAGGAACAAAGACAUAAAGAGGGCUCUGAGAAGAAUCACGUGGCCAAUUUUCUUAGGACUGAAGAAGUCUCAUGAUUUUAGGGUGCAAAUCCUCAGAGCCAAUUUCUUUGAUCAGAUUAUUGAAGUAGGAUCUAACUCUUCUACUUAA
Sus scrofa (pig) is the source of this 639-nucleotide messenger RNA. NCBI's taxonomy places the organism in Eukaryota, Metazoa, Chordata, Mammalia, Artiodactyla, Suidae. The record is from RefSeq and is a predicted model, not a curated record.